Caenorhabditis briggsae is the source of this 993-nucleotide messenger RNA. Bases 1 to 993 code for a protein of 330 amino acids. NCBI's taxonomy places the organism in Eukaryota, Metazoa, Nematoda, Chromadorea, Rhabditida, Rhabditidae. The transcript is spliced from 5 exons. The record is from RefSeq and is a predicted model, not a curated record.
AUGAGUUUUCGUGCUGGUAGACCGAUUAAUUUAAUUUUUAUUAUUCUACUCAUUUUUCUAGGAAUCGUUUUGUUAUACGGGCAGCAGACCUCCACAAAGCAUACAUCUGAGGACGGAAUCUUGGGUCUCCGUCCAAAUGUGCCCCUAUUCAACAGAUGGAGUAGUUGCAUGGCAGAAAGAGUCUUCAACGAAACGGAUCAUAAAAUUUUCUGGGCGAAAUUCCAAAUUUGGACAGACGAAUGUGACGGAAAAGCCGAAAUCGAUCAAUUGAAUCUGGUGCCAUUGCAAAAUAGUGAUGAGACGAAAUACGGAUUGUUGCCUGUAGAGAGUGACCCAUUGGGCUCUGCUAGCAAUUUGGUCACUUUGGGAAUCGGAAAAGACAUUGAUGCUGAACUUUUGUAUAAACAGAAAAUGAACGAAAUCGGUCGCAACAUCUCAUUCUACGGAGCCGAUCCGAUCACAGAAAUCAAUGCUGAUUUAUACGCAAAAAUCGGAAAAUAUUUCCCAUUUGCCGUCGGAAGUGAUGCCGGAUACUCAACAGCAAGUGUGUAUGUGAAUGGAACUUAUUUGAAUCGAGAUGUUGUCCACGUGGAUUUGAUCUACUUUUUCGACAGGAUCUUAAAGAUUAAGACUUUCGACAACAUUUGGUUGGAUGCCGAAGGAGCCGAGUAUCCACUAUUCGACAUUUUCCAUAAAACCGGACGUCUCGAGCGGAAAGGAAUCAGGUUCUGCCAAAUGAGCCUGGAAGUUCACAGCCCGUCAGAACCUCAACAAAUUCAAUUUAUGGAACUAAUUAAGACGAUAAUUAAGGAGUUCCGCUUUGGAAUUCAUAAGAAUCGACUUGUGGGACACAUGAGGAUGUAUUUGUUCAAUUUUGGAGAUUCCUACUGUGUUCGGAAGUUUUUGAAGAGGAAUUUAUACGAAUUGAUUUCCAAAGAGGAUCGGGAAGAGAUGGAGGAGGAGUUUGAGGAGAAUUUGAUCUCGAAAAAUUGA